CUCUCUCUCUCUCUCUCUCUCUCUCUCUCACACACACACACACAAGAGAUAGUCUCUCUCUUUCUCUCUUACACACACAAGACAGUAUCUAAUACAAAGCUUGACCAUUAAGUGGGCAAAGGCUUGUAAGUUUAGACCACAACUUCCAAGAUUCUGAAAUGGCUGUCUGGAUUCCAUUUUAUCUUUGUGUUCUUCUUCUAUCAUCAAUUAGCACAAAUGCAAAUUUAGAAGGGGAUGCUCUGUAUGCAUUGAGGAGAGCUGUGAAUGACCCACAAAAUGUCUUGCAGAGCUGGGAUCCGACUUUGGUGGAUCCAUGUACUUGGUUUCAUGUUACUUGCGACUCCGACAACCGGGUCACCCGACUUGACCUUGGAAAUGCAAAGCUGUCGGGCAAUCUUGUCCCUGAGUUAGGAAAGCUUGAGCGUCUUCAAUAUCUGGAACUCUACAUGAACAACUUAGUGGGCCCAGUACCACAUGAACUUGGAGGACUAAAGAGCCUUGUUAGCUUGGACCUCUACCGCAAUAACCUCACUGGCUCCAUCCCUCCAUCACUGUCCAACCUCUCCAAUCUCAGAUUUCUGCGACUGAACGGUAACAGACUGACGGGAAGAAUACCAAGAGGGCUUAGCAAGCUUGGAAACCUCAAGAUUUUAGAUGUGUCACACAACGAUUUAUGUGGAACCAUUCCAACAAUUGGCUCAUUCUCAAAGUUCACGGAAGAAAGUUUUAUGAAUAACCCAAGACUGGAAGGACCAGAGCUCAUGGGAUUUGUGAGAUAUGACAUAGGACAAUGCAGCUGAGGCUGCAACAAAGGGUCAUAAGUUUAGCAAUGAUAAUAUGUUGUUGAGUUGUUCCCUUAAAUGUGAAGGCUCUUAUUUCUUUUCUCACUUAUAUUAUAUGAUAUAUAUAUAUAUAAGCUAGGCCUCCAAGUUUUUGUGUAACGAGAUUGUUAUCUCCAUGUUACAUUUUGUUGUAAUAUAUUUAUAUAUUAUGUUAAUGGAGGUGUGGAGGCUGCAACAAAGGGUCAUAAGUUUAGCAGUGAUAAUAUGUUGUUGAGUUGUUCCCUUAAAUGUGAAGGCUCUUAUUUCUUUUCU
Messenger RNA from Cornus florida, 1094 nucleotides. RefSeq names its product leucine-rich repeat protein 1-like. The coding region runs from base 159 to 800 and encodes 213 amino acids. Lineage: Eukaryota; Viridiplantae; Streptophyta; Magnoliopsida; Cornales; Cornaceae. Gene Ontology annotation, molecular function: protein binding. The transcript has 7 exons. The record is from RefSeq and is a predicted model, not a curated record.